GAAAAAUUCCAUUUUUCACUUUUUAGAACCAAAGAGUUAGAAAAUGGCAUUUUUAAAAAGUUUUCAGCAGAGUCUGCCCUCGGUGUCCUCUCUCGUGGACACGAUCAGUAGUGCCGUGGAAGACUUGACCACUGCAGUUGGGGAGGUCAGCUAUGCUUUGAGUGACUCCGUGACUGAGCAGGUAACAAGCAUGCUAAACGGCUUUCGUCCAGAAGAGGAGAGUUCUGCACUAGUAGAAGCUGUAGAAACUUCCAGACCAAGCAAUGCUGUGUUACCAGAAGUCUCCAAAGACACUCAGGGUCAGAAAACACAAGCCAGUGUAGAGCACACAGCAAAGCAAAUGAAUUGUAAUCCUUCGAUUUCACAAAGGCAUGAUCGAGGAAUGCAUGAAGAAGAGGUAUUAAGAUGUGUCAGUGACAGGCAGCAGAUUCUGUCAGGCUAUCAAGAAACUAGUAAUGCUGGUAGUUCUUUGGAAGGAUGCAAAAGUAAUAGUGUGGUAUCUGUUAUCAGGCAGAAUACAAAAGCUAGAUCUGCUUGUCAAGAACAAGAAGGUACUAGUAGGUAUAAUCAUGUUGGAUUAGUCAUCUCUAGUAAUGGCAAGAGUGAUUUAAAAGAGAUGAGAUGUUGUGAAAUGAAAGGAAAUCAGAAUACCACAAAUGGAAGAAACUCAGCGUUUGUGCAAAAGAAAUACAUUGCUGCUCAUGAAGUGGAAGAAUAUGCCGAAUCUCAACAUGUGUCUUUGAGAAAAGACCAAGUGAGAGUGGGACGUUUGAAUAAAAAUAAGCAUGCUGUUGAUACAGGGCAUUCUGAUCAUUUGAAGAAAGCUGAAAAACAUAACAGGAAUAAAGGAUCCCGAGGGAAUGAGCACUCUCCACAAGGUAUUUUGACAAGCAGUAGACUCAUGAUGCAGAAUCCCAUCAUGGAGGAAACUGUGCAUCCAGAGCCUGCAGUUUAUUCUAAAGAGAAGUUACUGGGAAAAGGCAAAGAAAGGAGUGCAGCAAAAUACUUCAGAUUGAAAGGAGACCUAAAAUCCAAGAAAAAUGAAAUGAUUUCUGCUAAGAAUGGAACAAAAAAGAGUAAAGAGGAAAAAUAUUUUAAUGUAAUACCAGAACGAGAUAAUUCUUACCUGGACAAAGAUGAACAUGGUUCAUCCUCUGAAAGUGAAGAUGAAGCACUGGGCAAAUAUCAUGAGGCCUUAUCCAGAACACAUAAUUCUCGAUUGCCUCUGGCAGAUUCUAGACAAAAGAACUACGCUUGGGAGACAAGACAAAAGUACAGUCCUCUGUCUGCAGAAUAUGAUGGAUAUAGUAGUGAAGCAUCAGUAGAUGAAGGAAACUGCAUUCAGAGAAUGAGAAGAACACCCCCCUUGGAUGAAUUGCAGCCACCACCAUAUCAUGAUGACAGUGGUUCUCCCCAUCUCUCAUGCACACCCUCAGAAAUCGGAGACAGUAAAUGUGAAUUUUCCCACUGCAGCAACAGUCCAAGACGUUCAUACCACAAGUGUCCAAGUGAAGGAAGCACAGGUCACGAAGUAGAAAGUUUCCCCAAUAAAGGAUAUGAAGAGGAUGUUCCAAGUGACAGCACUGCAGUCCUGAGCCCUGAAGAUCUGUCAGCUCAAGGAUCGUCUUCACAGCUUCCUAAGCCUUUCGAUCCUGAGCCAGAAGCUAAAUAUGGCACACUGGAUGUGACUUUUGACUAUGACUCACAAGAACAGAAGCUUCUGGUAACAGUGACAGCUGUCACAGACAUCCCAACAUAUAACAGGACAGGUGGCAACUCAUGGCAAGUACACCUUGUUCUUCUACCUAUAAAGAAACAGAGAGCAAAAACCAGCAUCCAGAGAGGACCAUGCCCUGUCUUCACAGAAACAUUCAAAUUUAAUCAUGUUGAAUCUGAGAUGAUUGGAAAUUACGCAGUUCGGUUUAGACUGUAUGGUGUACAUCGCAUGAAAAAAGAAAAGAUUGUGGGGGAAAAGAUUUUUUAUUUAACAAAAUUGAAUCUUCAAGGGAAAAUGUCACUACCUGUGAUAUUGGAACCUUCUUACAAUCAUUCUGGCUGUGACUCCCAAAUGAGCAUGUCAGAAAUGUCCUGUAGUGGGAGUACAUCCUCCUGUCAGUCUCUCGAACACGGCUCAGUUCCCGAAAUUCUCGUCGGCCUGCUUUAUAAUGCCACAACUGGAAGAUUAUCAGCAGAAGUGAUAAAAGGCAGCCACUUCAAAAACUUGGCAGCAAACAGACCACCCAAUACGUAUGUUAAGUUAACUCUGCUGGAUUCCAUGGGUCAAGAGAUGUCCAAAUGCAAGACAGCCACCCGCAGAGGGCAGCCCAACCCAGUGUACAAGGAGACUUUUGUUUUUCAAGUGGCCCUGUUUCAACUUUCUGAUGUGACACUCAUACUGUCUGUGUAUAACAAACGCAGCAUGAAAAGAAAAGAGAUGAUAGGCUGGAUUUCUUUAGGUCUCAACAGCUCUGGAGAAGAGGAGCUCAAUCACUGGACUGAAAUGAAAGAGUCGAAAGGACAGCAAGUGUGUAGAUGGCAUGCGCUGCUAGAGUCGUGAUGGCCAGGACACCUGCGCCACGACAGCCCAAGGCUGUGCGUAUUAUUUCUGAUUACCGUAUCUUACUUUUUACCUAAUCAUCACUAGAAGAGCUGUACUCUGAAGAAGCAUAUUCAAUGAUCUACCAAAAUGCUUUCAAUCCAAUGGAAAGAACAUCUAACACUGACAUUAAUGAAGAAAAAAAAAAUUAUAUGGUAGAGCUUGUUGGGGAAUCUGACACCGUUGUUGCUAAACUAACAGUCCUCCAGAGACACACCUUUGAUUUGAAGUUAGUUUCAUUUUAGCAAAAUGAAAUAUUCAGUAUUUCUCAAAGUCAGAUUUUUGGUUGUAACAGUAUUUGAGUAUCACCCGUAACAUCCAUUAUAAUUGGUGUUUGUAAUGUGCUCUUGACACGAAACAAUCAGUUCUCCAGCUACAUCGCAAGUUACAUCUAAUGAUGAAGGGUCGCAGUCACAUUGAAAACUUUUAUUUCAGC
Molecule: messenger RNA, 3032 nt
Organism: Ochotona princeps (American pika)
Lineage: Eukaryota; Metazoa; Chordata; Mammalia; Lagomorpha; Ochotonidae
Gene: SYT14
Product: synaptotagmin 14
Exons: 6
Coding region: 44-2557 (837 amino acids)
Source: RefSeq, a predicted model, not a curated record